AUGCCGAACGUCUUGAUAGUUGGAGCCACGCGUGGCCUGGGAGCUGCCGUAGCUAAACAGUACACCUCAAUCGGCCACCACGUCUAUGCUACAGCUCGAAGCUCGAACCCCCCAUCUGAUGACAAGAACCUAUCCUACAUCCCCUCUAUUGACCUCUCUACCCCCGACGCCGGACCGAACCUCAUCAAAUAUCUCGAAGCUCACUCCAUAACCUCUCUCGACAUCAUCGUUGUAACCGCAGGCUACUUCGUAACCGAAACCUUUGAGGAGCCCUCCUUCGACAAACAACUAGCUAUGUACAAGACUUGCGCUAUCGGGCCUACCCUUUUGGUGUCUGCGCUCGGGAACUACACACCAUCCUCGACCUCAAAGCCGCUUCUUUCACAGGGUACAAAGGUCAUACUUGUGUCGAGUGAGGGCGGAAGCAUCAAGUUGGUGUAUGAUGGUGGAGGCAACUACGGCCAUCAUGCGUCCAAGGCUGCGCUGAACAUGAGCGGGAAGCUGUUGAGCGUGGAUCUCAAGGAUAGAGGCGUGGCGGUGGGGAUUGUGCAUCCUGGGUUCAUGAGAACAGAUAUGACUAAAGGUGUGGGCUUUGACAAGUUCUGGGAUUCGGGCGGAGCUGUUACCCCUGAUGUUGCUGCAGAAUCACUAGUCGAGUGGAUCAAGACGUUCACUAUCGAGCAUACUGGAGAGUUCUGGGCCCCCAGAGGAGCUGCUGACAUCGGAUCCGCAGAGGCUGUUCUGGGUCCGAAAGACAAGCUACCUAUACCGCUCCAGCUUCCUUGGUAA
Molecule: messenger RNA, 789 nt
Organism: Mytilinidion resinicola
Lineage: Eukaryota; Fungi; Ascomycota; Dothideomycetes; Mytilinidiales; Mytilinidiaceae
Product: NAD(P)-binding protein
Exons: 3
Coding region: 1-789 (262 amino acids)
Molecular function (GO): oxidoreductase activity, acting on the CH-OH group of donors, NAD or NADP as acceptor
Source: RefSeq, a predicted model, not a curated record